This is a messenger RNA of Belonocnema kinseyi, 2880 nucleotides long. Its product is annotated as maternal embryonic leucine zipper kinase-like. The transcript is spliced from 13 exons. Gene Ontology annotation, cellular component: cytoplasm. Bases 672 to 2294 code for a protein of 540 amino acids. Gene Ontology annotation, molecular function: ATP binding; tau-protein kinase activity; protein serine/threonine kinase activity. Gene Ontology annotation, biological process: protein phosphorylation; microtubule cytoskeleton organization; intracellular signal transduction. The record is from RefSeq and is a predicted model, not a curated record. Lineage: Eukaryota; Metazoa; Arthropoda; Insecta; Hymenoptera; Cynipidae.
AGAGUGAAAUUAGAAAUUGAAGCAAUGAAAACUUUAUUGCAUAAACACGUAUGUAGACUUUAUCAAGUCAUUGAGACUGAGUCCCAUUAUUUUAUGGUCAUUGAAUACUGCUCAGGUGGAGAACUUUUUGAUCACAUAGCAUUGUCGUUGGAUUAAAACCAAAACGGCUGGUUGAUGAAGGCUGGAUAACGAACUCUUUCUUCUGUUUAGGACCCAAAAAGAGUGUGCUACAGCCCGAUUCGAUUCGUUUAUUUUUUCGAGAGUUAUUGUGCUUAUGGACAAACGGCCGGCCAGAUAGACACAAUCGUGAAAACUUAAAACACUUAGGUGUGAAAUUUAGGACUGAAAUGGUUCAGUAUAUAAAAUUAAUAUAUAUUUACAAAAUUAAUUCUAAAACGGGCGAAACAGAAAACAAAUAUGCCCCUGAAUGACUGGCGAAUUCCUGAGCAGAAGAGUUAUAUAGGUUACAAGUGCCGUUACGCGGAACAGGUGCCGUUGCGUGCGCAACCAGCCUGAGAAGAAGGGAUGAUCGAAGUCGCGACGUUGGGACUAGCCUGAUAACUGAAGAACGACGGGAUCGACAGUCGGCGCCAAAUAGUAGAUACGGACAAACGUUUGGCUCUCGACUCUAAGAGGCGAUAGAUCGUUCCAGGAAUUCCGUUCACCACUAAAUGGUACCUAGCUGCCUCAUCAAAAAGAAAAUUGAGAAAAAUAGGCUUAGUGAAACUGAGUCGCGUAAGUUUUUUAGACAGAUAGUAUCCGCUGUAGCUUACCUACAUAGCCUGGGAUAUGCACACCGGGAUUUGAAACCAGAAAACGUAUUGCUGGACAGAGAUCAAAAUUUAAAACUGAUAGACUUUGGCUUAUGUGCCAAACCGAAGGGCGGAAUGCAAAAUCAUUUGUACACAUCGUGUGGGUCGCCUACCUAUGCUGCUCCGGAAUUAAUUCUGGGCAAAAAAUAUUUAGGUUCUCAAGUUGACAUUUGGAGUAUGGGAGUUCUUCUUUACGCUCUUCUUUGUGGUUUUCUUCCCUUCGAUGACAACAGCAUUGAGAACCUCUAUAAAAAAAUUCUCAAUGGGAAAUAUGACGAACCUAGCUGGCUUUCUCAGAGUAGUCAGAGAUUAAUUCGUGCUAUGUUACAAACUGAUCCAUCAAAAAGGAUUAACAUACAAGAAUUGUGCUAUCACCCAUGGAUCACGACAGGAUUCUUAAAUCCAGUCAUGUUCACGAAGAAAACUAAUUUUGAAAAGGACGAAGAGGUCUUAAGUACUAUGUCUGCAUUUUGUGGAGACUUUGAGGAAGAUCUAUGGAGACAAAUGGUGCAAAGUAAUCGCACAGAAUAUAAAACCGCAACAUAUUUAUUACUACUGGAUAGAAAACGACGCGGUCAAUCUUUAAGGAUUUCCACCUUCACUAAGUCACAAUUCAAACAGGAAUCAGUGGUAAAAGAAAUUCCUCGUUAUAAAGGUGGAGUUCACAAUUUCCUGACAAAACUUGAGCAGUCCCCUGGAAUAAGAAUUAACAACUCUGCAAAUCCAGAGACUGCAUAUGCUUUGAUUUCAAAAACCCCAGAUAAUGAUAAAGCAGACGCUAACAAUUUUAUGGAACCUCAACUUCCAGGACGUAAACGGUUGCGAAGCAUGGAUGUAGAUGACACGUCUUCUCCAACUCCUUCAAAAAAACCAAACACUCGAAGUAAGCAGGUUGUAACACUCACUCCGUCCAUCAUAUCUAAUUCCUCCACGAAGACUCCGGAAGUCAGAACACGACAGUCCACUACUACCCCUGGAAGUGCUAGAAAAGUUAUUCUCGGAUUGGAACGAGGAUUAAACCGUGUUAGGUGUGUACUUACACCAAAACGAAGUACAAAGAGCGAAAUUGUAGGUCGUGAAGAACCAACUGUUCUCUCUGGAAAGGGCCUGUGUAAUGUCUCAUCAACUUCGAGCAAGUGUCCAAAGUACGUACUUUCCAGACUUCGGCGGGCUCUUCAACACAAAGGAAUUGUCUGCCGUCAGAAAGGAUAUAUACUGCAAGGAGAGACUGAAUUCAUUGGGACAGAACUAAAAAAAGACUCAGCGAGACCUUUUUCGUCGAGAAAUGCUUGUUCAUUUGAAUUAGAAGUGUGCAUAUUAAAGGAUGUUAUGAGUGAAAAUCCACUGGUUGGUAUAAGAAGAAAAAGGUUAAAAGGAGAUGCUUGGGUUUAUAGACGUGUUUGCGAGGAGGUCCUUGCUCUGGCUGCUGAGGAUAUAUCGAUAGAGCAAGAAAAUAACGCGGAAUCAAAGUGUCUUAUCUAACUUUCAGAUUGAUUGUUUUGAAUAUUCUAUGAUUUACAUCACGCAAAAGUCACUAUAAUAGGUAGAAUAACAUGUGAUAGUUUUUGCACAUAAGAAAAACAAAUGCGCAUGUGUCUUUUAAAUUCCAACUAUUCCAGUAAUAAUUUUCGUCAAUUCACUCAUGGAGGAGCAAUUUGAUUGACGUAAUUUCAAAAGAAUUAAAUCCUUUGUCUUUGUUUUAACUUUAGAUGCAGAAGGAUUCUUUAUUGUUACAUUUAAUUUGCUAAAUUCUGUUCAAAUUUAUAAGAUACUGUAUAUAAAUAGGAAAAGUGAAUGAACAUUAAAAUUCUUGGCUUUAUUUUACAAUGGGUAUAUGAUACGUGUAUCUAUUUCCUAGGAGAUUGUUCAUCUCAAUGGAUUAGUAUCUGAGCAGUUGUUUAAGACACGUUAUAUACAGUCUUUUUUUUGUAUGACCAAUAUGUAUAGAAGAAUGUUAUUUUCAAUGCUUUCAUCAUAUUCUUAUUUGAUGUUAAAAUAUUUAAGAUAUUAAAGUUUAUGACUGUAUGAGUACUACUUACCUAUCUGAAAUAAAUGUUUAUUUACCUUA